Molecule: messenger RNA, 873 nt
Organism: Doryrhamphus excisus (bluestripe pipefish)
Lineage: Eukaryota; Metazoa; Chordata; Actinopteri; Syngnathiformes; Syngnathidae
Source: RefSeq, a predicted model, not a curated record
AUGUCAUCUGCCAUCAGAGUGUCCUUGGACAACCCCUACGGUCAGGUGACCAUCCCUCGAGCUAAACUGCGUAUGUCCGGUGACGACAGCAUGGUGAUAGCCAAUCCAGCUGUGGUCAACGGCAGUCCCGCCAACCCCUACAUGGGACCGGGCGCUUCCCCCCCCCCAUAUGUGGUGAAGGAAGUAUCUGGGGGGGAAGAGGAGGGCGGGCGCUGCGCAUGCUGCUACCGCUGCAGACGGAAACAUGCCCGCAGCAUCCAGGGCCUUGAGGACCUCCGGGCGGAGCUCAUCCGCCCUUCUCACUUCCGCCUUCCUCCCCCCGACCCGUACACGGACAAGGUCGAAGCUGGCUUGACUCCAUACCUCCACCCAAUGUCCACACAAGCAGAGGAGGGGACAUCCUCUGUUGUCAUGGAGACGGUGACAUCACUCAAGAGGCAGGACCCGGUGUGCAUCGUGUGCUUCGGUGGCUACGACCUCUCCGCGCGGUUGCCACGGCGACUGCACUGCGGCCACACCUUCUGCCAGGCGUGUCUGAAGAGAUUGGACACAGUCAUCAACGAGCAGGUGUGGAUCCCUUGUCCCCAGUGUCGCCAGAGCACCCCGUGUCCGCGGGGGGGUGCGGUCGGUCUGGACCUGGACUUGGCCACUUUCCUGGCCAUCAAAGCUCAGCAGACAGGGUCCGCCCCCUGGAGCGGCGAGGCCGGCAACGCCAUCCAGGACGGGAAGGUCUGGACGGCCAAGGAUGCCGACGGAGAUGCUUGGUCCCACGGAGGUCUGGCCGAGCCGCGCUUCCAUCGCCACGGUAACUGCUGCCUGCCACUCUCCCAUUGGCUGUGCUGCUACUUCUGCUGCUGCCAGAGGCGGAGCUAA